Apus apus (common swift) is the source of this 2076-nucleotide messenger RNA. RefSeq names its product Rho GTPase activating protein 19 (gene ARHGAP19). The record is from RefSeq and is a predicted model, not a curated record. Gene Ontology annotation, cellular component: cytoplasm. Gene Ontology annotation, molecular function: GTPase activator activity. Gene Ontology annotation, biological process: signal transduction; regulation of small GTPase mediated signal transduction. Lineage: Eukaryota; Metazoa; Chordata; Aves; Apodiformes; Apodidae. The transcript has 12 exons. Bases 31 to 1503 code for a protein of 490 amino acids.
GCAAGUUCUUUUCCCUGUCUCUGCUUCCUAAUGCCUCUCCAAAAGCUCUCAGCACUCAUUGAUGCCAUCUGCAAUUUCGUCAUUUGUAACGACUCCUCCCUCCGUACCCAGCCGAUCAUCUUCAAUCCUGACUUCUUUGUGGAAAAGCUGCGCCAUGAAAAACCAGAAGUGUUCACAGAGCUUGUUGUCAGCAACAUUACCAGGCUCAUUGACUUGCCUGGGGCAGAGCUGGCCCAGCUGAUGGGAGAGGAGGACCCAAAGCUGCCUGGGGCAAACAGCACAGCCUCUGGAUUUUUUCGUUCUCUGAUGUCUCUGAAGCGCAAGGAGAAAGGGGUAGUGUUUGGCUCCCCGCUGACAGAAGAAGGCAUUGCACAGGUCUCCCAACUGAUCGAGUAUCUGCACAAAAAUCUAAGAGCAGAAGGCUUGUUUCGGGUGCCAGGCAACAGCAUCAGGCAACAGAUCCUAAAGGAUGCUCUGAACAGUGGUACAGAUAUUGACCUGGACUCUGGGGAGUUUCAUUCCAACGAUGUGGCCACCCUGCUUAAGAUGUUCCUGGGUGAAUUACCAGAGCCACUGCUGACACACAAGCACUUCCAUGCUCACCUCAAAAUUGCAGACUUGACACUGUUUGAUGAGAAGGGGAAUAAAACCAGCACUCCAGACAAAGAGCGCCAGAUUGAAGCCCUCCAGCUGCUGUUUUUGAUCCUUCCCGCACCCAACCGCAGUCUGCUCAAACUGCUGCUGGACUUGCUCUACCAGACUGCCAAGAAGCAGGACAAAAACAAGAUGUCUGCCCACAAUCUCGCCCUCAUGUUUGCACCCCACAUCCUAUGGCCCAGAAAUGUGACAGCAAAUGACCUUCAGGAGAAUAUCACAAAGCUAAACAAUGGAGUGACCUUCAUGAUUAAACACUCUCAGAAACUCUUCAAGGCUCCAGCAUAUAUCCGGGAGUGUGCCAGGCUGCACUAUCUGGGAUCCAGAGCUCACACAUCAAAGGACGACCUGGAUUUGCUGACGUCUCCUGACUCCAAGGAGCUGCAGCCCCUCAAAUCUCAGAAGCGAAGCAGGCUGGACACUUGCCAUCAGGAGGAGACCCAGCAGCGCACGGAGGAGGCACUGAAGGAGCUUUUCCGCCAUGUCCACAAUAUGCCUGACUCUGCAAAGAAGAAGAAGCUUAUCCGGCAGUUUAAUAAGCAUCCUACAGCGCUCACUCCUGGUCCUGAGGUGCCCACGUCCCCAGCACCGCGACGCCCCCGCUCGCGCUCCUUCAGUGGCCUCAUUAAGCGGAAAGUUUUGGGAACCCCGGUUAUCCUGGAGAGGAAGAGCAGGGAUGCCACACCAGAGCCUGAGCGAGUCAGCAAAGAGAACAUCCACCUGUUACAGAAGUGUGGAUCUCCAGCGCACAUGUCCCAAACGAAGCUGAAAUCUUUGGAGGGCCGGAAAGAGGAGUCCUGCAGACGCAUGCGAGCCCACCUGCUUUCCAAGGAUUCGUCAUCCCUCUGAAUCGCCUCGCACCAGCGCAUGGGUGGGAAUGCCCAGCCUCGCAAGCUGUGAAUAAUGUGCUGCACUGAGAGGGGAGUGCUGCAGGCUCACAGCAUCCCCCACCAACACGGCAGCACUCUUGAAACUGGACCUUUGCAAAGACUGCAGGGACUUGUUUCUUUCUGUACAUAAAUUAUAUUUCAUUAUACUAUGGGGCAAACCACUAUCUAACCAAAACGUGCAGCAUGUCUGACCUGCUGGCUCUGGGAGGAACUGGAGUGCUUGCUUACAAGGAGAGCCCUGUACGUUGCAGGGCCAUUUGCACUCCCAGCUUCCUCUGCAAUGUUGCUAGGCUGUGGUUUUUUGCUUUUCUGCUCUGUGUUUUUAGCACAUUGGCUUGUUUUUGCUCCCUCUCCUCUGCCAGCAGUGAGAAUGAUGGACUCCAGCCUUCAUCCGCACCCUGACAGCUAACGUUACCUCCAGGCCUCCUCUGGAGCUAUGCCCUCCUCUGCUUCCUCCGUGUUCUGUUUUGCCCUGCUGUCCCCAAAGGGCUGGAGUGCACAAACGGUACAGAGCGCAGGAUGGGCCUGGGAG